This is a messenger RNA of Gongylonema pulchrum, 573 nucleotides long. NCBI's taxonomy places the organism in Eukaryota, Metazoa, Nematoda, Chromadorea, Rhabditida, Gongylonematidae. The record is from the annotation of a GenBank genome assembly.
AUGGGUAUACAAAUAGUGCAGCAGUUGCAGGGUAUUCUGAAGCGAGCCUCAUCGCAUGGUAAUUUUCCUCGUGAGGGUGUUGUAGAGCGACAUAUUUCGCAGAAAACUUUUGAGAUGAGACCGUCACCCGAACGACAUUCUGACCGACCAACUUCGAAAAUACCAAAACUAACUCUUACUUGGUCCGAGAAGAAUGCAGUGGCAAUAUAUGGUGAUACAACAUCGGACGAGACAACCACUGAAACGGACGAUGCGCAAGUGCCUGAAAUUACGCCAUUCUCAGCAACUUCUGAAUCACGCAUACUGCCGCCAUCAACUGAGAGCCUGAAUGUGACUGCGCGUCGAGGACCGGACUUGGACCGACAAACUGCAAUUCUGCAAGAUUAUGAUGACGAUGAGGAUACAGAGAUGAGGAAACAGGAAGCGCUCGACAAUACUGAGGAGGCGCUUCUCCAACAGAGCGAAGUGGAGACCGCUAAUGGACAACAACAAACUAGUGCCGUGGGUACUUCACAUAUCGCUGGCAAAUGGUGGUUCGGAAAAAGCACAAAGUUACUUUUAAUUACUUUUUGA